This is a messenger RNA of Leptomonas pyrrhocoris, 1400 nucleotides long. Its product is annotated as putative transmembrane protein. Bases 294 to 1400 code for a protein of 368 amino acids. The record is from RefSeq and is a predicted model, not a curated record. The transcript has a single exon. Lineage: Eukaryota; Euglenozoa; Kinetoplastea; Trypanosomatida; Trypanosomatidae.
AGAAACCCCAUGACAUUGGUGUUCUCUCGAAUCGUUUCCUGGUACUGUGUGUUAUCGUUACUCGCGCCGUCGCGCUGCGCUGCUAUCACCUUCCUGCGCAGCAGUUUUUGUUGGUUUGCUUUCUGCUAGCUGUUUGCGGUGACCCAUAACUCCACAUAAUAAUAAUAAAAGUUACGCAUUCGCUUCCCCCCCCCCCUUCUCUCCAUUUCUGCUUCCCAUUCAAUAACGAUAAAUAAGCGUUGCCGAGUUGCUGAACUCAUCAACGGUGCGAAGCAGAAAUAGGUGAGAAAAUAAUGGAUAAAUUCUUCACUGUGAGCAACUCCGGCAACUUCGUCCGGGCGUUCCAGAGAGGUCGCCGUGCCCUCAUCAUGCUGGGCGUUGUCGCCAUCCUCUUCAACAUCUGUCUUAUCUUCGGCAUGUUUUUGCAGCGACCGGUACACAGCGAGGAGACGGAGAUCAUCAACGCGGCAAUGGCGAGAGCGCGGGAGUCCAUGGCGGCGGAGUGGGUCUCUGCUGACGCCAAGUUCAAACACCACCCUUCCAGUGACAUCGUUAUCGAUCGCGGAGAGCUCUGCAGUCUCUACCGGCUGCGCGUGAUAGUCGUCGCUGCCGAAUCCGAAAAAUCAAAGCUGUCGCGGCUGCUCACCUUUCUCGCCACCGCCAACUACUCCAAGCGGUGCUUACCGAUUGACGUGGAGGUGCACGUCCUCGGCAAGCUGUCGGGGCUGCCGCCGCUCCAGUGGGUGCACGGCCGCUACGACGUCUACGUCCAUCGCCUGCACGGCAACGCGAACCCCUCCCUCCCUUUCGUCCUGUCCGAUGUGUGGCAGCCGCAGUCGAACUUCGAGUUGGGGCUGCCGCUGACCGCAUCGACGACUCUGUCUCGGCAUUGGUUUCAGUGGGUGAUGGAGGUCAUUCGGCAGUACGCUGCGGUGACGCAGGACCACAGUGUGCAUCUAGUGAAGACUGACGACGGCACGCUGCUGCGCAGUCCACUCUCGCAGUCUAUGAGUGGGGUGGCCCUCGGCCCACCGGUGGCCGGCACAACCGGCAACGCCGCCGCCGUCGUCUUCUCCCCGCUGCCCAGCGCCACUACCGUUUUCACGGCGGAGUACUGGAUGCUGCUGCAGGCGCAGACCGCCACCGGCGUCGACAUGGAUGAUGUGGCGCUUGCCACCUGGGCGGCCUUCCUGGGGGCUUCCGCGACGCUGCUGCACGGCAGGACGCCGCAAUUCUUAUAUCCUCCUCUGGGCACGAUUGGCGCUUUUGCCUGCGACGCGGCAGGCGCGAAGGCGGCCUCGCCGUGCAGCAUCGUGGAAGAGUUGAGUACAGCUGGGUUGGACACGUUGAUGCACCUCCCAGCAACAGUUGAUAUGGUUCCCAAAAUGCAAGGAAAAUAG